CACCCGAAACCCAGAACGAAACCAUCGUCAUGCACGAAAGCUGAUGGAACAGGAAGAAGUGGAAUGGGGAGAGCGGGGGAAAAAGGGGAGGGGAGUGAGAAUACGGUGGAGGGGAAAGGGGAUUGCGGAUAGGUCGGAGGAGCCUGUCCAAGAGAGAUUGGCUGGUUGGGAUGGAGUAAGGAAUGCGGUGUUCCCCCUGAUCGCCGCCCUUCAAUCGUAUCGUUCCACUACCCGUCCUUCCUUUACUCCGACCGAUCAUGCAUGCCAUAUGAUGACUCGUACAGCCGAUCAGCUAUCCAUCGUCGCCUCCCCACCGCGAAAGCAUCCAUCAGAUCAUGCACGGAACCAAGCCACAAAUCAUAGAACAAAGUUUCUCAACGUUAUAAAUUCCGAGUAUCGAUAUUUUCUGUUUCUCGUUUACUUCAAUAUCUCCCUCUCUCCUCCCAUCCCUCUCUCUCUUCCGGCGACGGAACCCCUCCCCCCCUUUCCUUCUAAAUGGUUCAUGUGGUGGUGGUUAUGUAAGCCGAAUUCCCAAGUUUUCCUUUCCUUCCCUUUCCCGUCAUGCCGCAAGUCUGUGCAAAGUGGUGAUGUCGCUGGUAAAGAAAAUCGGGAUCGAUGGGAGGGAAUGAAAUGCAAUGGAAGGGAAAAGCGAGGGUUGUAAAAUCAAGGAGAGCGAGAGUGGGAUGAGGGAGAGAAGGAGAGAGAGGGAUACGAAUAAACCCGUCUCGCCUCUUCUUCUUCUUCUUCUUCUUCUUCUUCUUCUCAUCUUAUCGACAUCGACAUCUCCGCGCAGCAAAAAAUCGAGCAGAACAGCAAAGCAUGAAUUACAAGGUUUGGUUGUUGCAUGGGAAUCGCUGUGUACAAACUACAAAGGCAUCAAAU
Eremomyces bilateralis CBS 781.70 is the source of this 882-nucleotide messenger RNA. RefSeq lists its product as uncharacterized. The coding region runs from base 44 to 661 and encodes 205 amino acids. The transcript has a single exon. NCBI's taxonomy places the organism in Eukaryota, Fungi, Ascomycota, Dothideomycetes, Eremomycetales, Eremomycetaceae. The record is from RefSeq and is a predicted model, not a curated record.